AUGUCUUCCGCCAAGAUGGGUGCCUGGGAGACCGAUGACGAGUACCGUAGGGGUCCAGCGGCAACAUCGCCACCAACACCGCAGGACACGCCAUAUCGAACCCCGUCUAGAACAUCGAGAAAAUCCCGACGUUCAAUUACCCCACCAGGCCAGGGCACAUCGCUACCUCCCAUGCCCAGCGAAAAGUGCUCCAAGAGAUCAUCCAGAGAUAUCACCACAGAUGAGACCAUCAGCAUUCUGGAUCCUCGAAGAUUUACACCCACACUGCAUGCUAACCUGGUAUCCGAGAUUUUGACUCUCCGGAGAGACCAAGAAGAGAAGCUUCGGCAGAUUGAGUCGCUGGAAACGGCUCUCCACAUAACAAGGGAAGAGCGAGAGACGCUUCAAGAGAACUUGGUAAAAAUAGGCAAGGAGAGUCGGUCUUUAAAGCGAAAACUGUCUCUCUUGGAAGGCGGGACCUCGUCUACUCUGGGCGAACUGGCCCAGGAAAGAGAUGAUGCUGUUGAAUCGGUUUCUGAUGUUAAGAAGCGACUAGAGGCGGCGCAGAAGAAGAUUCGAAACCAGGAUGACGAUUCCCAGAGAGUGCAUGAUCUCUUGGCACACGAGAAGGACAAUUGGGAAGAGGAGAAACGCAAGUAUGAGCGCAAGAUCCAUGUCGCUGAGAGUCGUCUCAAGCUUAUCCUGGAUGAGGUUGCCGCAUACCAGGCAGCUCAGGCCCAGAACGCUGGGGCAGGCCAUGGCCAUGAGAGCGAGAUUGAAGAGAGUGGCCGGGAAAGCGAUGCUACAAGUGUCAGAACGAUGAGUAUGACCAACAGCGUCCGCUUUUCCCUUAUUCACGGCCCAGGAUCUAUGAAACCCAACAGUCACUCACUUGCAGACGAGCUUAACUUCGACGACGAGGACGAACAGAGUGACAUCGAUGGCCGUGAAAGUGCUUUAUCCAACCAUAACCCCUAUGCCCAUGCUCACAACGUCAGCCAGGAGAGUGUCCUCAACCGACCGCAUCAUCGCCGCAACCAGAGCUUGGAGAGUCUGAAGCGAUCGGGAAGCGUGGUGCAGGACAGACUAUUCAUGAACCAGUCGGUCUUGGAAGCUCUUGAGGGCGAAGAUGAGGAGUUUCGACCUCCUGCCCCUAAGGUCUCCUAUACGGAUACUGGAAUCCAGUUCUUCCCGCCUCCGUCGCCUAAGCUGCCAGUCUCAAAGCGUAUGACACCUGAGCCGUCUCUGUCUUGUAGCAAGUCGCCUGAGGUCGAGUGUUCGCCCUAUGGAGAUAGAGAAAUCGAAGCGAACCAGCACCGCAAGCGUGUUCACAUUACCCGACCUCUGUCGAUUGAGCCUGUCUCUCUUCGGAAGCUUAUGGUGUCUACUUCUUCGCAGACCAUCGAGGAGCCUCCCCUGACACCUCCCAAGAUCCCGGGGUCCCCCAUUCGACCACCGCUACCACCGCCCCCUCCUAACGUCAAGAAGCCGUCGAUGAUAGCAUCCUCGACGCAGACUGACACUACCUCUCCUCCUACAAGCACUUUCCAGUUUCCUCCUAUGCCUCUAUCCGCACCGCCUAUGGAAAUCCCGAGCAUCAGCGUCCACCCUCCCACAAGCCGUCCCGCCACCCCACGAGAGCCUCGAUUGCCUCAAUACUUCAAGGACUUUGGCUGCCAAGUCAGCCUUUCUUCCCCGGUUACCACCUCUGAAGCCGAAGUUCAGACAGAGGCUAUCCAGACUGAUAAGCGACUCGCUCUGCUCCCGCCUCACUUGCAGCCCUCUACCAUUACCUCGCGGCCAUCCUCCCCCAACCCGCCAUCAGCCGUUCAUCCGCCGAAGAACUUCAACCCUGUUCCUAGCAACGUCCCGCCACGCAACUCGCGCAGGUUGGCGAACAGGCGGGAUACGCCAGAAAUGCCCGCUUCUCCUAUUUCCAUUGCCGAUUCUGAUAUGACGCACGACACGUAUCCCGGGAACAACGACGAUGGCCCCCUUUCCUGUCAGAAGGUCUCGAUGGGACACUCGCAUCGUUUCAGCAGGCUCUUUGCUGAGUUUGAUGGCGGCAGCUCCGAUGAGGGAGAUAAGUUUGGAGAUGUUGAUCUGAGCGACUCGGAGUACCGGACUGCCCUGUCUGCACCACCCAGACCGAAGUCCAUUCCGAGUCAACCAGGCAAGCGCAACUUGAAUGGGACGACUACCACUAACGGGACCAUCCCAACGUCCUCUGAACAGAUCACUGUACGCCAAGUGUCUCGCGGCUCAUUGAAGCCAUUCGCGAACGAGCUUUACAACUUCUUCUCAGGGGAUAAGGACAGCUCUGGCCGGAUACCUUCUUCUGCCAAGUCCGGCAGACUUUUCGAGAAGAGCCCCGCUGCGAUGUCCUCGAACCGCGCGAGCGUUAUUCAGAAUGGUAUUGCGAGUCACCAGGACCGAUCUAGGAGUCCCAGCAUCCCGGAUGCGAAGAACCCUCCCUUCCCGAUCCCGACGCGAGCCAGCUCGAGAAAGCUCCCGUUCAGCUCCAGUGCUCCCAGUGAUGGGCAGAGAAGUCUGACUCGUGGAGAGACGUUCUUCUGCCGAGGAACUGGUCGCAGCCAGUAUCGGGCGGGUAGCAUUAGAAGGGUCCGCUCUGCGGCCGCGCUGCCUCGCAAUCAACGACGUCGCAGACAGGGCAGCCGUUCUCCCCAACCUUUGUCUCCAUCUACCGAGGCACCUGAAAGCCCGAAGCUCCCUCCCCUGCCAAGGAACGAUACCACCCCCCUUCGCAACCGUCCCCAGGGCAGCGACCAGUUCCGUUACCUGCAUCAGCUGUCGGUUAACACAGCUAACAAGGACAAUACCAUGAGCACCGAUCCUCUAUUCGUAAGCAACGGAGCUCAAAGCAGUAAUGUGGUGGAUGCGAUUGCACAGACGAUGGUAGGAGAAUGGAUGUUUAAGUAUGUUCGCAGAAGAAAGUCAUUCGGAGUGCCCGAGAGCAACAUCAAGGAUGAGAACAGCAAUGACCGCCACAAGAGAUGGGUCUGGCUCGCACCGUAUGAAAAGGCCAUCCUAUGGAGCAGCAAGCAGCCAUCCUCCGGCAGCGCCCUGAUGGGCAAGACUGGCAGAAAACCAACGUCGGCAGCACGGCAUUACAUCUGGCUGACGGCCUUGUCGUUCCUGGCGCACCCCUCGCAGGCAGUCUCUAAAAUCAUCUCUGAUCCACCGCUGCGAGAACAGCCAGCGCUGUUGCCCGAGUUUAAGCUACCUCGGACAAGGCUGAAGCGACCUGGCAUUAGGGACUCGAUCUGCCUGGCCAAGGGGCGGACACACGUACCCAAAGCCGCCACUCCAAGCGCACCGAGCAUACCGAGUGCGCUGUCGUCGCAGAUGGGUGAUGUGAUUCCUUUCCCUAUGGUAGACUCUCUGGGAGACAUUUCGAGCAACCACUCACGAGAUGGUUCUGCCGACGCUAUAGAGCCUCCUUUCAUCUCCCGUUUCCACGAGCGAAACAACCAGCCUAUGGCAUGUAGCCCAAAGCGAAGCAACACGGGAGGUCAUAUUCCCCCUCCCCUUUCUUUCCGUGGUUUCUCUGGACCCGCUAGAGGUGUCCAUCAUGCUUCCACCAAUAGCACAGCGGGAGCCAGCAUCGGCACUACUGGGUCUUCCGACAUCUACCAGUCUCAGGCGUCGAGCACCGGCACGUGCCCUAUGAGCCAGGCGAUUUCUCAGAGGACGUCAGAGGUUUCCUCAAGGCCUAGCAACUUCUUCGAUGCUAUCGGGACGGUGCGGAUGGAGGCUUUCAUUAGCCCCCUCGCACCCACAGGUUUUGGCGACUUCCCCAAUGAACAGAACGGGUUCCGACACGAGGUACGGAGACGGAGCAAAGAGCUCCGAAGGAGACACAGUCGGAGCCGGCACCAGGACAGCUACAACUCUCGAGGCGCCCGUGGCACCGACGACUACUACCAUGAGAGCCGAACCGCAGGCGAGGAAGACUUCUUCCGAGGCGAACCAUUCAAGGGGUUCUAGCCUCUGAGCCACACCACACACGAUUGUUCAUUUCUUUGAAUCUUUUUGAUAAGUUGGAGCAAGGAAAACUAUAUACUCUUUUUUCGGUAGAUUAUUUUGGGACUGGUUUUUGUCUUGGCCUUCGGGUUGGCCUAGCUGAAAAUCUUCUGAUGGGCGCGGUGUUUGGGCUUUUUUUUCUUCUAUUUAUCAGAAAGGAGAAGAAAGACAGGAAGAGCAUUCUAGAUAUGCGAGACCUAUGGUGGAGGAAGCUGUCAUAGGCGACGACAACGAGGUGUUGGUGGUGGAAGAUGUUACAACCGACAGGGACCCGCAAUAGUCCCAGCCAAUCAUGUAAGAGAUUUUCCGGUGAUCCGCCGGAUCCGGUGAUCUGCCGGACUUACACCCACCUCCAUUCCUGAC
Ilyonectria robusta is the source of this 4386-nucleotide messenger RNA. RefSeq lists its product as uncharacterized. Bases 1 to 3987 code for a protein of 1328 amino acids. Gene Ontology annotation, cellular component: mitochondrion; cell cortex. NCBI's taxonomy places the organism in Eukaryota, Fungi, Ascomycota, Sordariomycetes, Hypocreales, Nectriaceae. The transcript is spliced from 2 exons. Gene Ontology annotation, biological process: maintenance of protein location in cell cortex; microtubule cytoskeleton organization; dynein-driven meiotic oscillatory nuclear movement. The record is from RefSeq and is a predicted model, not a curated record. Gene Ontology annotation, molecular function: phospholipid binding; tubulin binding.